AUGGCGAUGAUGAUGACUGGCCGUGUGCUGCUGGUGUGUGCCCUCUGCGUGCUGUGGUGCGGUGCCGGCGGUAGAUGUGACGGGGGAGAAACGGCGGGUCUUCGGAGUGAUGAACCUCCGCCGGAAUCACAAGAACUUGAAAAGUCUCCACAAGUCACCCAAGACUUACAAGAUGAAGCAGGAGGUGUUGUAGAGACAGCAGUACCUUCCACAACCACAAGGAAAGAUGAAGAAGAUGGUGAUGAUGGUGAUAAAGGGACGGAAGGUGAAGAAAGAACAAAAGGGCAGGGUGGUCAAGGAGGAAAAGCUGCACCAGACCCAGAUUCCGGGGAAAGGGAUUUAAGUGGCAGCGGGCAGCAAACACACCAGUCAAUUUUAUCUGCAGGGGACAUUUCUCAUUCCGACAGUCAGGAAUCAAAUGCCAAUCCUACGCAAACGGAAGUUGAAGGAAAGAAUGAGACUGACGAAAAUACACCUGCAGCAGAGAACGCACUCACAACAGUUAACGGAGAGCACACACUGCCUGCUGGAAUUGUGGAAGGAAAUCUUCCAUCACCUUCAAAAGACAGUCUUGCUUCCCGCAAACAGGAUGGCGAAUACACCACGAGUGAAGGUAAAGAAAAUGUUCCGUCGCCUGCGACCGCGGCCACAUUACAAAGCCACCGAGACAAAGGCUCAGAAGGGACUGGGGAAGAUACAAAAGCAACGACAGUAACCGCCAACACAACUGAUACGACGAAGCCUGGCGACAGUGACGGCAGCACCGCGGCCUCCCACACCACCUCCCCUCUUUUGCUUCUUCUUUUUGCGUGUGCGGCUGCUGCUGCGGUGGUGGCCGCGUGA
Trypanosoma cruzi is the source of this 843-nucleotide messenger RNA. Its product is annotated as mucin-associated surface protein (MASP), putative. The transcript has a single exon. Bases 1 to 843 code for a protein of 280 amino acids. The record is from RefSeq and is a predicted model, not a curated record. Lineage: Eukaryota; Euglenozoa; Kinetoplastea; Trypanosomatida; Trypanosomatidae.